GACGCUCAGGAAGUGGAUUAAACCACCGAGGAUCCCCGUAGAUAGCGACUGUCCCAAUGCGUGAGAGGGGUCUCUACGCCCACUGAAACCCUUGUUAAAACACCAGGGAAAGAUUUAUUCAAGAGGAUAAUGCUGAAUGGUUGCGCUCAUGAAAUUCACCAGAGACAUAUGCCGGUUGUUGGGACUCGGAAGCGGCCCUGCUGUGCAGCAGCAGGAAGAGCCGAUGGACUGUGUUGCUGCAACCUCUGACCCAUGUCAUGAUGCCACUUUAUCACAGAAUGCAUUAAAUGAAGAGGAUCUGAGCGAGGAGGAAAAGGUCAGACGGAAAGCAGAGCGACGGCGAGCCAAGAGGAAGCGCCGCCGAAAAAAAAAAAAGCAAGAGCAGAUCAAGCAAAAUGAUGGCGCUGAACAGGACGAUGAAGAGGAUGGCGGCGCAGAGUCUGAGCUGGAUGAAAGCGAAUCAGAAGCAGAUGUUGCUGAAGAGGAGAAACAAAGGGCAACAAAGGAGGAGAACAAGGAAACAAAAUCAGCUGUUCCUGACAAGCAUGUUAGCUCUCUGGUUAUGGCUCCCACAGGACUCAAAGGGCAGCAGAAGACAAAAGCCAAGUCAACUGAAGAGGAGCCAGAAUGGGAUGUGAGCAGUGCCUUCUUUGCUAAUGCUGCUAGCCAUAUCAAGCCCAAAGGAUCAAGUCGCAAAUCCAAAGAAAACAAAGAGAAUGAGGCCAGAAAAGAGACAAAUGGAACUGACAAUAUGACCAAGAAAAGUGCAUCACUGACGGAAAAAGGUAUUAAGCUGGUGCAGGAAGGGCAGUAUGCACAAGCAGUCUGCAUGUUUACAGAAGCCAUAAAGUGUGAUCCCAAGGACUACAGAUUCUUUGGAAACCGCUCGUAUUGCUAUUACUGCUUGGAGCAAUAUCCUCAGGCGCUGGGAGAUGCAGAACGCUCCAUCGAGCUGGCUCCAGAGUGGGCCAAAGGAUACUUUCGCAAAGGCAGAGCUCUCAUUGGUAUGAAGCGGUACAGCGAGGCUGAGAAGGCCAUGGAGCAGGUGUUGAAACUUGACAAAGACUGUGAGGAGGCAGUCAAUGACCUCUUUAGCUGCAAAGUCCUUCAACUAAUGGAGUUUGGAUUUGAAGAGAUGCAAAGUGUGUCAUUGCUGGAGAGAUUUUCAUCUGUGCAGGCUGUUCUGGCAUCUUGUUCAGAGUCAGCAAGAGCUGGAGGCCAAGAUGCAUCAAUUGUGCAGCCAGGAAGCCCUUGCCCAUCUCUUUGGGUAGGAAAUGUGACAACAGAGAUAACCGAGAAACACUUAUGGGACCUUUUUAAAAUGUAUGGCGAUAUAGAGAGUAUCCGUGUGCUGCAUGAGAGAUUUUGUGCCUUUGUCAAUUUUAGGAAUGCAAACAUGGCAGCCCGAGCAAUGGAAAAGCUAAAUGGGUAUUGCAUUGAGAACACGCGUUUAGUUGUUAGGUAUCCUGACCGCCGCACUCAGAGGGUCCUUCCUAUUCCACUUAGGACUUUUCUUCCCAUCACACAGCAGGCUGGGACAGCACCUGGUCCUCGAAGACGUGGUCCAGUUAAUGGAGAUGAGUGUUACUUUUGGAGAACCACCGGCUGCCAUUUUGGGGACAAAUGUCGCUACAAACACUUUCCUGACCAGAAAGGCAAGGACAGAAAACCCUGGCAGCCUUGAACUAUGUUCAAACUGUGCCUCGGCAGUGGAACCGAGUUGCUCCAAAAAUCUGCCCACAAAAGCUUGAACUAACCGCAUCGGGAUCUCUGGACUAAAAAUAUUUUGGUAAAAAAUUACAGGCAGGCAGAGGAGUUGGGAAUAGUUGCACAUUAGACAUGUAAGACUGAGAGUGCCAUGCUGGUUCUGUUACCCAGUGAUCUCAAUGGAUGCCUUUUCUCAAAAGUACAAAAUUAACCAUGGAGGGAUAACGGUCACACUGGCAGCCCUAUAGGGACUUACUUUUCUCACUGGAACUUAACACCUGCUCACAGUUCAUGGAAGUAAAAUUUUUGAGGGGUUAGAAAAUCCUAACUCCCCCUUGUAUAAUACAGGUUUUAAAAAUACCUUUUAAUGGAUGUCAUAGACCUCGCAGAAUGCUAACCGACCCUCAGUUUGUGAACGCUGCUGCAUUUAGGAAAUGAGGUGUACUCAUUUCCUAAAUUUGCCUUUAUAUCACAUAAACAUGCAGGUUAUAUUUGGAGCAUAAGUUUGUGCCAUUAUCAGCAAAUAACCAAAGACAUUUCAGCACUUCUCCUAUGCAACUAAAUCAUUCAGCCUUUGGUACGAUUAUAUCGUCAACUGGACUGAAAGACAACAAAACAGGCGUAGAGAUUGUUGAGUCAGUAUGGUUAUGCUAAGGCCUGAUUAUCUUCAUAAUGCAUGUGAGGCAUAAUGAUGUCAAAAAUCUCAUGUAGCCUGAUGAAAACAGUGCCUCUUAAGAUGGUAAUGCCUCAUUUGGUGAGUCUGUCUGAGAAGUGUUCUUUUUUCUGUAUUGAAGGUUUGAGGCCUGUUUUGAUUUGACUGACUAGAUUUCAUGACAUGAGCUGUGAUAUGUUUCAGUUCCAGUUGGGUUCAUAGUUUUAAAAAAAAGCUAAAUCUGUUUAUCAUAACCAAACUAAGGUAUUUAGGUGUGCGUUUAGUAGAUUUUAUUAUUUUUUUGCCCCUCAACUAAUCGUUUUGUGACAUUUGCUUUAGGUCUAUGCAAACAGUGUCAGAGAAUCACAUCUUCCUCACCCCGGGGAUAAAUAGACAAA
This is a messenger RNA of Cyprinodon variegatus (sheepshead minnow), 2757 nucleotides long. RefSeq names its product tetratricopeptide repeat protein 31-like. Gene Ontology annotation, molecular function: RNA binding; protein binding; metal ion binding. The record is from RefSeq and is a predicted model, not a curated record. NCBI's taxonomy places the organism in Eukaryota, Metazoa, Chordata, Actinopteri, Cyprinodontiformes, Cyprinodontidae. The transcript has 16 exons. The coding region runs from base 137 to 1684 and encodes 515 amino acids.